Hemibagrus wyckioides is the source of this 1898-nucleotide messenger RNA. Its product is annotated as zinc finger protein 572-like. The record is from RefSeq and is a predicted model, not a curated record. Lineage: Eukaryota; Metazoa; Chordata; Actinopteri; Siluriformes; Bagridae. Gene Ontology annotation, biological process: negative regulation of transcription by RNA polymerase II; regulation of cytokine production; regulation of immune system process.
UGCAAAAGGAAGAAUUUUAAUGCUCAGAUUGUGGAAAGGUUUUUGCUUACCAGAGUCAUUUUCACCAACACCAGCGCAUUCACACAGGUGAGAAGCCUUUUCAGUGCUCAGAGUGUGGAAAAAGGUUUAACCAAAAGAGCACUCUUCAGCGACACCAAGACUUACACAAGGGAGAAAAAACAUAUUAUUACUUACAAUGUGGCAGGAGUUAUACACAAGUACUCACCAAUCACACCAGCGCACUCACAAAGGACAAAAACCAUAUCAGUGCUCAGAGUUCGGGAAAAGUUUCAGACAACAGAAUCAUCUCUGGCAACACCAGCGCAUUCACACAGGCGAGAAACCGUGUCGCUGCUCACUUUGUGGGAAGUGUUUUACUUGCCAAUGUCAUCUCCAAAUACAUCAGCGCAUUCAUACAGGUGAGAAACGAUACUACUGGCUACAGUGUGGAAAAAAUUUUAUUUGCCAGAGUCAUCUCCGAGCACGCCGGCGCAUUCACACGGGUGAGAAGUCCUAUCAUUGCUCAAAGUGUGGGAAGAAGAUUUCUGUGAAAUAUACUCUCAGACAACACCAGCAUAUUCACGCAGGAGAGAAGCCAUAUCGCUGCUCGGAGUGUGGGAAAGGUUUUAAUAAAGAAAGGGCUCUUGAACAGCAUCAACGAAUUCACACAGGAGAAUAACCGUAUCACUGCUUACAGUGUGAGAAGAGUUUUGCUUGCCAGAAUCAUCUUCAACAACACCAGCGCAUUCACACAGGGGAGAAGCCAUAUCUUUGCUCACAGUGCGGGAAGAGUUUUACCUGCCAGGGUCAUCUCAGAACACGCUGGCGUUUUCAUACAGGAGAGAAGCCCUAUCACUGUUUACAGUGCGGCAAAAGUUUUACUGACCAGAGUAGUUGUCAACAACACCAGCGUAUUCACACACAAGAGAAGCCCUAUCACUGCUUAUAUUGUGCCAAACAUUUUACAUAACAGCGUCAUCUCAAAGAGCAUCAGCGCAUUCACACCAGAGCGAAGCCAUUUCGCUGCUCUCGUUGCGGAAAGUGUUUUAAUAAAAUGAGUGUUUUACAUAGACACCAGCGUAUUCACACUGGGGAGACGCCGUAUCUCUGCUCACAGUGCGGAAAGGGGUCAUCUUCAAAUACACCAGCGCGUUCACAUUGGAGAGAAGCCGUAGCACUGCUCACAAUUUGGCAAGAGGUUUAAUCAGCAAAGCGCAUUCAUACAGGAGAAAAAACAUUUCAUUGUUCACACUGUGGGAAGAGUUUUGCUUAUAAGAAUAAUCUGGAAACACACAAGCGCAUUCACACGGGGGAGAAGUGCUAUCACUGCUCACAGUGUGGACAGAGAUUUAAUUAUUUAAAUACAUUUAAGAAACACAAGUUCACCAACAUGGAGCAUUCAGCCUGUGAUCUUCAAAUUCAGAAAGUAGUCGGUUAAAAACAAAACUUAUAAGCAACAACAAAGUGUAUUAAACCACAUUUUGAGAAAUUUUUGAAUUUGAGAAAGUUUUGCUCAGUAAGAAGAGAGAACUUUCCCAUCAUGGGUGCAUUCCCGCCUCAUGCCUGAUAUUCCUGGAAUAGGAUCCAGAUUCAUCAUACGGUCGCUGAAGAUGAAUGACUGAAUAUUUAUUCUGUAGGAAGUUAUUCCUAUGUUGAGGAAUAAGCCUAUAUAAUAUUGCUGUCGCAUAAUGUUAUAUAAAUAUCUAUAUAUAAUUUUUUCACUAGCAGAGGGCAUUGUUCAUUUGCUUUUCAAACAGAAUUCUCAAAACAUUUGGUUUCAGCAAAGUAUUCCUAAACUUACUUACUUAUUAAGCAAUUCUAAUAUUUUUAUAGACCAUCAAGGUAGUGAUAGAAAUAUGAAUUGCACUGAGGGUUACUAAUCCUUUUCAUUUUUUAUG